ACAGUUGGGUCGCCGAGUCAUCUCCGCGUUGACCGAUGAAUGGGGAUAAGAUGUGCCAGUGGUAGUCCUGCGUCUCUGACUUUCUUCCCACUCACCCACUACCACCUCGCACACCUCGCAAAAAACACUUGUUUCAAAACCUUUCAUCGUCUCAAAAUCUAGAAUGUCUAAUCCAGGUUUUUUCUAUGGAGCUCAACACACGAACAUCACUGGUAGCCAGAUGAAUGAUGUUGGUCACGAUCAGUAUAACACGACGAUUACAAACAUAAAGAACCUCAGUCUUACCGUGCCGCAGCAAGAAAAUGUACCGGUUUUGUCCUUCAACGACGCCCCCGUCGACCUCCUAUCUAUCCAUUUCGCUGGUCGAGACCAGGAGUUGCACACUAUCAAACAAUUAUUUGGUUCCAUUCAGGACGACGUACCAAGCCGCUGUGCCAUAUACGGGAUGCCCGGAAUCGGCAAGACACAACUUACGCUACAAUAUGCGAAGUUAUCGUACCAACAGAAACAAUACACUUAUGUCUUUUGGAUAUCGGGCGCUACCGUUGAGAAGCUGAAUCAAGGCUUCGUCAAACUCCUGAACCUUGUUUCUCAUCCGGAACGUAACAAUCCCGAGCAGGAUGCAAGGCUCGUCGCUGCACGCCGCUGGCUCGAGGAUUGUAGUGCUACUUCCUGGCUUGUUGUGUUCGACAACGUCUCUAGAGAUACACUCAGUUUUCUUCGAGAGCACGUCCCUCGGAAGAAUGUUCGGGGAAAUAUUCUUUAUACAACUCGAACAGAAGAUGUUGCCAAGGCCGUAGUCAAUGCUGCAGGACAGCAGCAGCACAUCCUUGAACUCCGCGUUCUCGACAUCAAGGAUGCUGCCAGCCUAUUUUUCCAAAAUGCCGAGAUUGACGAAGAAGACACAUCUUCCUCUUCUGGAGAUUGCCUCUCGCAAUUGUUCACGCGGCUUCUUUUAUGAGAGAAUCGGCUCUCACACUCUCAGAACUACUAGAGCUCUACGAAAGUGCCGAGAAUAAAAUGGAGAUAUUGAAUUGGGAGAAUGAUCUGACCCCGUACGAGCAAGCAUCAAUUGUUGCGAUGUUCAAGAGCAUUUUGGAGCGUCUAUCUCCAGAGGUUCGCCAUGUCUUGAACAUACUUUCCUUCU
Messenger RNA from Serpula lacrymans var. lacrymans S7.9, 1147 nucleotides. RefSeq lists its product as uncharacterized. The record is from RefSeq and is a predicted model, not a curated record. Bases 164 to 961 code for a protein of 265 amino acids. Gene Ontology annotation, molecular function: ADP binding. NCBI's taxonomy places the organism in Eukaryota, Fungi, Basidiomycota, Agaricomycetes, Boletales, Serpulaceae. The transcript has 4 exons.